GGGAACUCUGGGCUAGGCUUCAGUAUCGCCGGAGGGACAGAUAACCCUCAUGUCGGGGACGAUCCCAGCAUCUUCAUCACCAAGAUCAUCCCAGGAGGAGCCGCUGCACAAGACGGGAGACUCAGAGUAAACGACAGUAUUCUCUUCGUGAAUGAUGUUGACGUUCGGGAGGUGACGCACAGUCAGGCGGUGGAGGCUCUCAAGGAGGCGGGCGCUAUCGUCAGACUCUAUGUAUUACGCCGGAAACCCAUCGCUGAGAAAGUCACCGAAAUCAAGCUCAUUAAAGGGCCAAAAGGGCUAGGCUUUAGUAUAGCGGGUGGUGUGGGGAACCAGCACAUCCCUGGAGACAACAGCAUUUAUGUCACAAAGAUCAUCGAGGGAGGAGCAGCUCAUAAGGACGGGCGACUACAGAUCGGCGAUAAGAUACUGGCGGUGAAUAAUGUGUGUUUGGAGGACGUGAUGCACGAGGAUGCGGUGGGCGCGCUGAAGAACACAGCAGAGGUGGUCUACCUCAGAGUGGCUAAGCCAAACAACCUGUACCUUACUAACAACUACAACCCACCAGACCUCACAAGCACGUACUCUCCGCAUCUGGACACAGACCUUGGACAUCCAAACUUCCUGGCUUCGGAUUACCCACAAGCCCUCACUCCCACCUCACCAAGCCGCUUUUCUCCUGUGCUGCACGGCUUGAUGGGAGAUGACGACUUACCCAGGGACCCGCGGCGUGUUGUGAUCCACAGAGGAUCGACGGGUUUGGGGUUUAAUAUAGUUGGAGGGGAGGAUGGUGAGGGAAUAUUCAUCUCUUUCAUCCUGGCAGGAGGCCCUGCGGACCUGAGCGGAGAACUGCGCAAAGGAGAUCAGAUCUUAAGUGUGAAUGGCGUGGAUCUGCGGGCGGCUACACAUGAACAAGCAGCGGCUGCCUUGAAGAAUGCAGGACAGACUGUAACCAUCAUCGCUCAGUACAGACCAGAAGAAUACAGUCGAUUUGAAGCUAAAAUACACGACCUCAGAGAGCAGUUGAUGAACAGCAGCAUGGGCUCUGGAACAACUACAUUACGAAGUAACCCUAAACGAGGAUUUUAUAUCAGGGCUCUGUUUGACUAUGAUAAGACAGCAGACUGUGGUUUCCUGAGUCAGGCCGUGGGCUUUAAGUUUGGAGAUGUGCUGCAUGUUUUGGACUGUGGAGAUGAGGAGUGGUGGCAGGCCUGCAGAGUCAGCCCACAGGGGGAUGAGGAGGAGGUCGGCUUCAUCCCAAGCAAGAGGAGGUGUGUGUGUGUGUGUGUGUCGCCGCUUUCUCUUGCUCUUGUGUUAUCUCCUCUGUUGUCCUUGAACAAAAUAAUAUUCAAGCAGCUUAAAGAGGCUUUUUAGCUUUUAACUCUCUCU
Messenger RNA from Puntigrus tetrazona (Sumatra barb), 1386 nucleotides. Its product is annotated as disks large homolog 4-like. The record is from RefSeq and is a predicted model, not a curated record. Lineage: Eukaryota; Metazoa; Chordata; Actinopteri; Cypriniformes; Cyprinidae. Gene Ontology annotation, cellular component: postsynaptic density membrane; neuron projection; neuromuscular junction. Gene Ontology annotation, molecular function: protein binding. The transcript has 9 exons. Gene Ontology annotation, biological process: chemical synaptic transmission; AMPA glutamate receptor clustering; postsynaptic neurotransmitter receptor diffusion trapping. The annotation marks the transcript as partial.